This is a messenger RNA of Sciurus carolinensis (gray squirrel), 1735 nucleotides long. RefSeq names its product H1.1 linker histone, cluster member (gene H1-1). Gene Ontology annotation, biological process: nucleosome assembly. NCBI's taxonomy places the organism in Eukaryota, Metazoa, Chordata, Mammalia, Rodentia, Sciuridae. Gene Ontology annotation, cellular component: nucleosome. Gene Ontology annotation, molecular function: structural constituent of chromatin; DNA binding. The record is from RefSeq and is a predicted model, not a curated record. The transcript has a single exon. The coding region runs from base 27 to 680 and encodes 217 amino acids.
UCCUUUCUUCGCUAGUAGCUGUCGCCAUGUCCGAGACGGCGCCGGCCGCUCAAGCCGCUGCGGCUGCUCCGGAGAAACCUUUGGUUGGCAAGAAGGCAAAAAAAACUGCCAAGACCGCGGCGGCCGCCAAGAAGAAGCCUGCCGGUCCCUCGGUGUCGGAGCUGAUCGUGCAGGUGGUCUCGUCCUCCAAAGAGCGCAGCGGCAUGUCCCUGGCCGCGCUCAAGAAGGCGCUGGCGGCCGCGGGCUACGACGUGGAGAAAAACAACAGCCGCAUCAAGCUGGGCCUCAAGAGCCUGGUGAGCAAGGGGACCCUGGUGCAGACCAAGGGCACCGGAGCCUCGGGCUCUUUCAAGCUCAACAAGAAGGCUGCCUCCGGGGAGGCCAAGCCCAGCGCCACAAAAUUGGCAGCAAAAACCAAGUCCGCGAGCUCUAAUAAGAAACCCAAGAAGCCUGCAGGGGCCGCUGUUAAGAGAAAUGUCAAGACUCCGAGGAAGGCCAAGAAGCCGGCAAUGGCCAAGAAAUCUUCCAAGAGCCCCAAGAAGCCUAAGGUGGUGAAGCCUAAAAAGGUGGCCAGGAGCCCUGCGAAGGCUAAGGCUGUGAAGCCUAAGGCGGCCAAGGCGAAAGUGACCAAGCCAAAGACUGCUGCUAAGCCCAAAAAGGCAGCGCCCAAGAAAAAGUAAAACGGUUCUGGCUGGAAGCGUAUUCCAGUAACCCAACGGCUCUUUUAAGAGCCACCUACGUGACUCAGGAAAAGAGCUUACGCACUGACCAAGGGUGUUGGGUUGCCACAGGGUUGUUUUGAGUUAAGUUACUGUGGCCACUAGUGCCAUUCUUUUGGGUUUAUUCAUUUUUAAUAGGUUGUCCAGGGAUUCGUUGGCUUGUACUAGCUCUUUUUAUUCCUUUUGUCUUAAACCUCAGAGGGUUGAACUGGGUAGAGUGUGGCUGGAGGUGGUCCCUCGGGCUGUGACAGGUACAUACUUCAUUCUGGGCCCUGUGGAUUACGCUCCCUCCGCCAUGAUGAUGUUCUGCCUCACCUAGAACCCCAAUGAGUGGAGCCAGAAAACAGCCCUCAAGUAACAUUUUCCUACUUAGAAUUGUCAGCUCUUGGUCACAGCAACGAAAAAUUGGAACCAAAACACUACCUGUGUUGCGGUUUUUAAAUUUGACUUUUUUUCCUGUGUUUUCUAUGAUGAUGUAUUACUCAUUUAUAUGCAUAAUGUUUUUAUUAGAUAAUUGUGGUUUUUAAAACACUUUUAGCAUAAAUUCUCACGGCUUUAGGUUUCCAGUUUUGGUUAAGAAAUUAUACACCACUCCUCUUAGUUUGCACUCUCCUAGAUUUUCUUUAAAGAUUUUUUUGCUGUUUAAAAUUUUAGUCUCUAAUCCAGCUAAAAUUUAUAUUGCUAACAGAAUCUGUGUUUACAUUCUCGCAGGAUGGGCAAUUGUUCCAACACCAUUUAUUAAAUACUUCAGCCAUUUUCCCAAUAAGCUGAAAUCUUACCUAAUAGAAUUUUAUUUUGUUUCUACUGAUCUCUCCAUAUACUUUAUUUCAUUUGUAAUUCAUUUAUAGAGUUAUUGUUAUGUGAAUAGAACACUUCUUGCUUUCUUUUCUUAGGUCUCACUGCUGGAAGGGAAGAAAUGUGCUGAUAUCUUGUAUCCAGCUCUUUUACCAAUUUCCGAAAUUCUACUUUUUCUCUUUACUCUUUUAAACAGAACCCCUAUGAAUGUCUCAUAGUCA